Cyanistes caeruleus (blue tit) is the source of this 1881-nucleotide messenger RNA. RefSeq names its product magnesium transporter NIPA2-like. The record is from RefSeq and is a predicted model, not a curated record. NCBI's taxonomy places the organism in Eukaryota, Metazoa, Chordata, Aves, Passeriformes, Paridae. Gene Ontology annotation, cellular component: membrane. Gene Ontology annotation, molecular function: magnesium ion transmembrane transporter activity. Gene Ontology annotation, biological process: magnesium ion transport.
CCCCGUUCCAGCCCCGUUCUGUCCCCGUUCUGUCCCCGUUCCAGCCCCGCUCCGUCCCCGUUCCGUCCCCGUUCCAGCCCCGCUCCAGCUUCGCUUCGUCCCCGCUCCAUCCCCGCUCCAUCCCCGUUCCUUCCCGUUCCGUCCCCGCUCCGCCGGCGAGGUGCCGGUGCCCAUGGGGGCCGGGUUCGGCGCGGGGCUGGGGCUGGCCCUGGCCUCCAGCGCCUUCAUCGGUGGCAGCUUCGUCCUGAAGAAGAAGGGGCUGCUCCGGCUGUGCGGCCGCGGCAGGGCAGGGCAAGGAGGACACGCGUACCUGCGGGAGUGGCUUUGGUGGGCAGGGCUGCUGUGCAUGGGAGUUGGAGAAGCUGCAAAUUUUGCUGCCUAUGCCUUUGCCCCUGCAACACUGGUAACUCCACUGGGUGCUCUGAGUGUCCUUGUCAGUGCAGUUCUGUCUUCCAUCUUCCUGAAUGAGCAGCUGAAUGUUCAUGGGAAGAUUGGCUGUAUCCUGAGCAUCCUGGGCUCCACUGUGAUGGUGAUACAUGCUCCACAGGAAGAAGAGGUUUCCAGCCUGGAGUCAAUGGCAGAGAAGCUGAAAGAUCCAGGAUUCAUUGUAUUUGCUCUGUGUGUCCUGGUGAGCUCCCUUCUGCUCAUCUUUGUGGCUGGGCCCCGUUAUGGACAGAGCAAUGUCCUGGUUUAUGUUCUGGUCUGCUCUGCCAUUGGCUCACUGUCCGUAUCCUGCGUCAAAGGCCUGGGGAUCGCCCUGAAGGAACUGUUCUCUGGGAAGCCAGUCCUGAAGGAACCCCUGGGCUGGGUGCUCCUGGUGUGCCUGGUGAUCUGCAUCAGCAUCCAGAUCAACUAUCUGAACAAAGCCCUGGACAUUUUCAACACCUCAGUGGUCACACCCAUAUACUACGUGCUGUUCACCACAGCAGUCAUGAUGUGCUCAGCCAUCCUCUUCAAGGAGUGGCAGCACAUGGUGCUGGACAACAUCAUCGGCUCCAUCAGCGGCUUCCUCACCAUCGUGUCCGGCAUCUUCCUCCUGCACGCCUUCAGGGACAUGCCCUUCACCCCCAACCUCCUGCCCCUGUUCCUGCAGCCAGGCAGGGCAGACCCACACCCGUCCUGGAGCAGUGCAGACAGACAUCAGUCCUGUCAGCACCAGCCUCUGCUGCCCUCGCAGGACAAGGGCUCUCAGAGUGCAGAGGAGGAGGAGGAGGAGGAGGAGGAGAAGUGAAAGCAGGUGAGGAAGCAUCUGAACUGCUCCCACUGCCAAGGCUGAACAUGCUGCUGCAGGAGCUGUGAGCUACCUUCUGCGUGCCCCAGGUACCACCCCACUGACAGGAGGCUGACAGGGCCAGCAGCCUCCUGUGGCUGCAGACAGGAGCCUUGGGAACUGCCCAGUUCCUGGCAUCCUGUGCUUCUCCACUGUUCUUUUACGUGAAGAACUGAUCUGCCCUCAUCAGGACUCAGACCUCGGCUGUGCAAAUAGAGGCCUGCAGCACUAACACAGUGCUAACCCUGACUCCACAGCAGGUCACACAUCUGGGGAGUAUCACACUUUUUUAAAACCAGAAUUAACAGUUACAAAAUGAUUUAACAUGGUGCUAAGGUUACAUGGAGAGAAGAUGGAUGUCUGGCUUUAAAGGUGACAUACAGAGUAUUAAUGCAAAAAUUCCUCUGUCAAGUACUUGGUUUUGCUCACUCUGCUAGAAUUUAUUUACAGAUUCACAUCCAAAAACAGAAUACAGCCCAAACUGGGAAACUUCAGUGGUGCUGCCACAUGCUGCUGUGGCUCUUACAGAGGGACCAACCUCUUCAUGCAACAUCUGCUGUGCAGGUUGAUGAAGCUUCCUGUAUUCUAUUAAAAACUGAUCUGUUCAGUUA